Messenger RNA from Monomorium pharaonis (pharaoh ant), 5780 nucleotides. It is a transcript of the gene dmpd, whose product is annotated as F-box only protein 28. Gene Ontology annotation, biological process: positive regulation of DNA-templated transcription. Gene Ontology annotation, molecular function: protein binding; transcription coactivator activity. Bases 781 to 2184 code for a protein of 467 amino acids. NCBI's taxonomy places the organism in Eukaryota, Metazoa, Arthropoda, Insecta, Hymenoptera, Formicidae. The record is from RefSeq and is a predicted model, not a curated record. The transcript is spliced from 7 exons. Gene Ontology annotation, cellular component: nucleus.
GAGCGAUCGCGAGUGCGAAGGCGAGAGAGAGCGUGCGUGAGGAAGCUCGGCAGAGUAAAACGAAGCGAGAACGAACGCGGCAGCGGGGAGUAGUAAUAGCAGCUUGAGAAGCAGGGGGGAGGGGGGGGGGGCAGAGGGAGCGAGGGAGAAGACAGCAGGCGGAGAAGUCUCUCUCUCUCUCUCUCUCUCUCUUUCUCUCCCCGUCAAAAUGUCGCUGAAAACGCCAACGCGGAUACAGUGAUGUUGCCGCUCGCCUAACUCGGGACACAUCGUCGUCUCUUCCUUCGAGCCCUCGAGCCUCGCUCUCCUCUCCCUUCUCUCUCCCUCUCCCCUUUCCCUCCCUUCCCCGCCCUCUCUCUCUCUCUCUUUCUCUCUCUCCCCCCUAUCCCCCUCCCUCUCUAUCUCCCGAUCUCGUUCUCGACGAGCACAGGCGGCUCUACAGUCUUGUAACGAGGAGAAAGAGAAGAUCGCGCGGUGCAUCGAUUACUCGCGCGCACAGGUCACCCGACUUUUCCUAUCCCGUUUCUCAAUCGGAUGUUUGUAUGACCUCGGAAGACUCCGGUCGAACUAAUCGGAGCAGGUGAUUUGCGCGCGAUCGUCCGAAGUUUGAAUAAUCCGCAGCGGAGGCGAAAUUAACUCGCUUCGUCGGGACGAGUUUUGUAACGCGUCUCGUGAAAAUCGUCGUCGCAAAGCUAUUCGAAUUUGGAGUAUCAUCGGUCCUUCCAUCUGUGUGAUUCGUCUGGUUUUGGAUAAACUUGCUUAUUAAAUAAAAACAAAAAAAUGGUGUCAACACGUCAAUCAAGUAACAUGGGAAGCAAUGGUGGCAGUGGACCAGUCGGUGAAGUAGAAGUACACUCCCUGAAAAAGCAUCAUUCUGUAACAGCUGGCACAUCUAAUAAUGGGGCCACCAUUGAGUCACGCACUCUGAAUCUCCUGGAUUUACCUGUCGAGAUCCUUGAGAAAAUCUUUGGCUACCUAGGUUUCAAUAUGGUAGCACAUAUGCGCCUAGUUUGCCAUCAACUGGACCGCAUUUGUGGAUCAAUACUGAACUCUACGUUUCAAAAGCUACAAGCUCAAAUGUUAAGUCGUUUUCAGGCUAUCAAGGCACAAAUGCCCAGACGCGAAUCCGCGCGUCGAAAUCAUCCAUUAGCAUGCGAGUCAGAUAUUAUAGAAACUCUGCAUAUGCGGCUUACUCUGCUGCAAAUGAGUUUCGGCAAGCACAUUGAACGGAAGCAUUGCUGCUUUUUCCCUGGCGAGAUUUUAGAUGAAGUUUAUCGUAUUCUCCAUUACAUAAAAGUUACUCCAAAAUUACAAAGACCUUACAAAGUCACAGACGAAUUAUUUGAUCUGAGUACAAUGGCUAUGGAAUAUUUCAAGGAACACAUUGAACCAACUUUACCAGAAAUACCUUAUUUUGGUGCAGACUUUCUGGAUCUUGCAGGAACAUUUUCCUCUUCUAGUAGCGUGAGUAAACCAUUUAUGUGCCUGGAUUCCACACCUUUGACCGUCGUAAAAACUGAAGAAGAAGGUUCUUCAUCGCAUUGUUCGGACGAUCCUGCGCUUUUGGAAUCCAAUGUGUCACCGCCACAAUCGAAUAUGGUUUUGCGAAAACGGAUUCGCAAGAUUAAACAAGGCAUGAGACGAUACAACAGUCAGUUAACAUUAAUGCGCAGGGAUUUAAAGAGUUGCAAGGCGAAAAUUGCGGAUCAACAGAAACAAAUCGUAGAAUACGCUACUCGAUUAGACGAUAAUGAUAAGAAAAAUGAGGAGACGUCGCGAAAAUUCAGCACACUCCUACAGGAAUUGAACAAGUGUAAAACCGAACUACAAUAUUGGCGAUCCAAAUCACCAGCAAUACCAGUAUGCAUAGGUUGUGGUCAGACAAUGCCAGUCCCUACAGAAGAUUUACAAGCUUUAGCCAAUCAGGGAGUGCUGCCGGAUGCGUUUGGUGAAGAGCACGAUUUCAUUCCCAUCGCAGAUGCCCACAGUCCGACCGAGGCGGUACAGCAAUCUGUAGUUACGCAAUCUCCGUCGACACCGACGGUAGACAUGGCACCCCCAAAGGCUCCCGUGCCUUCGAUAUCCUUCAAACGGAAACCUACUGCAGAGGAAACGUCGGGCGAUGCCGCGAAAAAAUCACGUCGCACUGCCAAGUCUCGUCAGGCUAAGCGCUCAAAGAUAUAAAUUGAUAACACUGAUCAUGGUACAAAUAUUCAAACAGUUUUUAAUGGGUUUCCGAAAAUAGGGGACUUUCUAUAAUGGUUUACGCGCGUUUCUUUACGUCAGCAAGCCGACAUGAUCUUAGAAGAGUACAAAAUUUCUCACUGAACGUCCUGCAUCUCGCGCAACGAACCUCGUGUUGAAAAUUUCAGCCGUAUUAUAAUUGUCACGAUUAUCAAGAUCGCUAGUUGAUUUUUCAAUUUAUUUCACGGAUUUGUCACCAACAUAUGGCACACAUUGAUGAAUAUUCUAAAGAAGCCUAGCUGAUCAUUCGCUUUGCUCGUAAAGCAACGUCUAACUAUACUUUCUCGAAUUCUUGUUAAAAUUCUUUUGUUUUUUUUUCACUAUCAUUGCCGCAGUACAUUUGAAGAUGAUAGUUAAAAUCAUGUCAAUCAAGUUUAUCUUUGUCAUGCAUUUAACAGCGGUAUUGCACGAAAGAACAUACUAAAUAAUAUCGUGGCGACGAACGUUCGCCUUCCAUUUUGCUCUUCGAUCAAAAAUGUGCAGUGACUCUUAUCUAAUUUAAAAAAACUUAAAGAUAUAGUUCCCCUUAAUAGAAUGUUGAUUGGAUAUCGCAUCUUCAACAUUUGAUCGAGUAGGACAAUACGGGAAUAGAGAACACAUUGACAUUUCAUAACUUAUAUAUAAAUUGAAUUGGUGCAAAUUCCAAGUAAUUUUUAGAUAAUUGUAAAUUUGUUCGAACAUUUGAAUCACAUUCUCUCUAAAUUAAGUUGGUGUAAACCAAGUAAUUUUUAGAAAAUUGUAAAUUUAUUCGAGUAUUUUGCACGUUCUACGAUGUAGCUUGUGGUGACUUGCAUACAAAGAAUUUUGAAAUAGAGCCUCUAGUAAAUUUUAUUUUCGCAAUAUUAUCAUAUAUAUAUAUAUAUAAUACAUAAGUAUCUGAGAAAUAAUAACGAUUAUUCGUUCCGAUACUGCAAGUAUACAGUAAUCAUAUUAAUUUCUUUUGAUUAGUUGUUCAAAUUAGAAAAUUCUUUUACAAUUAUUAAGUUUUUUCUUGUCCAGCUGUCUUAUUUGUAUUCCAUGUUCACAUGUUUAAAUUGAAUGAAUUUGUGUGGCUCGGUAAAAUCAAAAGUCUUAUGAUAAAAGUAUCAUCCCCAGUAUUAAAACGCAAAACAACCAGAAAAAUUAGAGAAUAAUUUACAUCACACUAAAGAGCAAAAUGUCGAUGGAUAUCUGGAAAGGAAGUGUUAGUUUACUUUUAUGAAUGCGCCAUUUUACCAAAACAAUGAAAUGGCGUAUACAUUGCAAUAUUAAUAGAACUAGAUAAUUAUUUAUAGGAAUGAUUCUAUUUAGAUAAAAGAAUUGGGUAUCAUGCUACUUUUUUGUAUAUUAUUAAAAAAUGAAAUUUUGUUAUAAAUAAAAUUGUCAAAUUCAUAUUUAUGAGAACAUGUUCUAAAUUUAAAAAAAUGGACGUUCACGUUUAUAAAUUAUAACAAUCAAGGAUAUUUGCAAUCGGCUCCGGUAGUCUGAUGGUUUACCUUGCGCGAUAAACAAUUGGUACAGUAGGAACAAUUAAUGUCUUAUUUGCACCGAUUACCCAAUUAAUCUCAAAGCAGUGUAGUUAGAUAUUGUGAGUUACUCAUGAUGAUACUUAUAAAAAAUGGAAGAUACAGAUGUAUAAGUAAAUGAUACUUUAUAUAUUAUAAAUAUAUAUACACAUAUAUCUAUAUGUAUGUAUAUACAUAUAUAUAUACAUAUAUAUGUAUGUAUGUAUAUAUAUUUGAGUGGUACUCGCUACUUGCAGAAAUGCGCAUACCACAUGCAGAACAUUUUAGUUUAAACUUUAAUGGAACAAUAAGAUAUAACGAUUAAUUAAUUAAUUGAAUAAUUAAUUAAUUAACGAUAAAAUAAUUAAAAAAUAUAUAUGAAAUAUAUAUAUAAAUAUAUAUAUAAUUUUUUAUCGAUGUCAAAAGGAAAUUAGAGAAAAAGAAAAGCAGAGAUAACUUAGGGUGUGAGUAUAAUGGGAGAACGUUGCGGUGCGCAUACGUGUGAGGUGAAUGUGUGAUAUAUAUAUAAAAAUAUAAUAUACUAAAUUUGACGAGAAUUUACGAUGUGAUGCUUUAUCGAUUUAACCGCGGGAAAGUGACCUUUAUCCGAAAAAUAUAAACGUGGGGCGUUUCUGAUUGCGAACGAGCAUAUAAAAUUUCACUUAAUGUUACGUUGAAUAGCGCAUUGCGGGGGCGGGCAUACCCAAAUCGUACGUGUCGGAAAUUUCAAAAUGCUUGUACGUUUACUUGCAAAAUGUCGCGCGCGAUCAGCGGCGACGUGUAUCACGGAUGUCCGUAGGAUGAGACUUCGCAUCGAGACUUUGUUUCGUCAUUCGGGCCCCUGAGAACGAACGUAUAGAUCCAAGAUUAACAUUUACAGCGAUGAAUUGCAUCAACGCUAGUCAUUGCUAAUUCUGAUUGGUUGGCGAUGAAAUUUGCAGUCUCUGUAAUUAAUUGACUUUAAUUUGAAUUGAAUCUUUUAAUUUUAAAUUUUAAUUUUUUUAAAUUAUUCUAUUCAGUCUAAAUGAUUACAAAUAACAAAUGUCCCAUUUGUAACUUUGCGACAUUAAAUGUACAGGAAUAAGAAAAUCUGUUAAUUAAUACGCGCUGUCGAUGCGUAAAAAAUGAGUUUAUCAACAAUUUUCAUCCUUUAUUUCCUUUUUUUUAAUCUGAGAAAUGGCAAGCUACUAAUAAUUUGAAUAGUCGAUGUGAAUCAAAAGUUAGAAAAGGUGACAUGAUCUUAUCUUGUCUUAUAGUAUAAUCGUAUAUCGUAUAAUCUUCAGUAUCUAUUAAAUAUAACUCGAAUAUAUUCUCUUUAAUUGUGGUUAAUUUGCGCGUACAUUUUUAUAAAUAAUAAAUUUGAUGUGUGGAUAAAGAAGAAGGAAUUACCAAUCACAGUUGAUUGGCUGGUGUUUCGAUGCGAUUCAAUCUCAACAUACCUCACACAUAUAUAUUAUAUAUAAUAUAUAUAAUAUAUUAUGUAUAAUAUAAAACACCUUCGACGACGUUAUGUACUAUACAAUGUCGUCUGAAACAGUUCACGCUCCUCUCUCUUUCUCGGCUUUCCGACAUAAUCCGUCCCCGAACGAUACAAAUGUAGAACCGUGUACUACGCAUAUUAUGAAUCUAAGUUAGACGUACGAUCGAGUAUAACAGUGAAUAUGCGAUUUAGGAGUAGAAUAAUUUUCUAGACAGUAGAGAGAAGUGCUGUGCGCGUGGGAGGAUGGAAAACGAAAGAAAGAAAGAGAAGGAUAUAUCUUUUUCUCCUGAAAUUACUUGCUCCACCCCGAAGCCUUGCUAUCUGCAAGCGAUAUUCGUGCAAGCAACGGUCCUUGCCUCAGGUACACAAUAGACAAAUACCCAUAAUGAAAUCGUGUACAUUUCACGGAGACAAAAACGAUGAUGUAGGAAUACAAUUUGCCAGCGUUAUAGCGAAGUGCGCCAUAACGCCGAGGAAUAAUGGAAUAUAUUAUCUUAAAUGGUUUUACGUGUAUUAAAGCGAUUGUAAAUAUAUAUAUUAGAUACACCUUAUAAUAAACAUAAUUUAACAUA